This is a messenger RNA of Arachis ipaensis, 1297 nucleotides long. Its product is annotated as thermospermine synthase ACL5. Gene Ontology annotation, biological process: polyamine biosynthetic process. Gene Ontology annotation, molecular function: thermospermine synthase activity. The record is from RefSeq and is a predicted model, not a curated record. NCBI's taxonomy places the organism in Eukaryota, Viridiplantae, Streptophyta, Magnoliopsida, Fabales, Fabaceae.
ACUCCACUUCUCCUCUCUAGCUCUCUUUAAUUUGUCAAAGUUUUGGAAGAUAUGGGUGAGGUAGCUCUCUCAAAUGGACAGAGCCAUUCUCUGAAUGGUUAUAGGAAGAGCUGUUGGUAUGAAGAAGAGAUUGAAGACAACUUAAGAUGGUGUUUUGCUCUUAAUAGUAUAUUGCAUACAGGAGCUAGCCAAUACCAAGAUAUUGCACUGUUGGACACAAAGCCCUUUGGAAAGGCAUUGGUAAUUGAUGGGAAGCUUCAGAGUGCUGAGACAGAUGAAUUUAUCUACCAUGAAUGUCUUGUUCAUCCACCAGUCCUUCACCAUCCUAACCCAAAAAAUGUUUUUAUUAUGGGGGGAGGAGAAGGAUCCACUGCAAGGGAACUGCUGAGGCAUAACACCAUUGACCAAGUUAUAAUGUGUGACAUUGAUGAGGAGGUGGUGGACUUUUGCAAAUCAUACUUGGUAGCUAAUGGGGAAGCUUUCUGUGAUCCAAGACUUAAGGUCAUCAUCAAUGAUGCCAGGGCUGAGUUAGAAGCUGGAGAAGAGAGGUAUGAUGUGAUAGUUGGGGACUUAGCAGACCCCAUUGAUGGAGGCCCUUGUUAUAAACUUUACACAAAAUCCUUCUAUGAGUUCACUGUCAAACCAAGACUGAAGGAGGGUGGCAUAUUUGUGACACAGGCAGGACCUGCUGGAAUAUUCAGCCACACUGAGGUCUUUUCAUCUAUCUACAACACAUUGAAACAGGUUUUUAAGUAUGUUGUGGCUUACUCAGCUCAUAUCCCAUCCUAUGCUGAUAUCUGGGGAUGGGUCAUGGCUUCAGAUUUUCCAUUAGAGUUGAAUGCAGAAGAGAUAGACAUGAGAAUGAGAGAAAGGAUUAAGGGGGAAAAUAGAUAUCUGGAUGGCAAAACAUUCUCAUCAGCCUCAACAUUGAGCAAAGUUGUUCGCAAUUCGUUGGACAAUGAAACUCAUGUAUACACAGAGGAAGCUGCAAGGUUCAUACAUGGCCAUGGCAAGCACGCUUAAUUAACCAAGCUUCACAACAAGUAUCACAACAUAUAUAAAGAAAACAAGUGAAAUCCCAUGUUAUGUUUUUCUUUGAUUUUUUUUUUUCAUGUGUUCCCUUACCUAGCUUUGUUCUUCUCUUUUAUUUUUCCUUCCUUAGUGUGUUGUUCGCUCAAAAAGGGUACUCAAAAAAGGUCCUUUUUUCUACGAAUAUGCAGAUAUAGUCAACUACUUAACGGAAGUACAAGGAUGGUUACUAGUACUAUGAAUCUAUCAUAAUGGGUUUGUUUUUUUA